This is a messenger RNA of Lactuca sativa (garden lettuce), 833 nucleotides long. RefSeq lists its product as uncharacterized. The record is from RefSeq and is a predicted model, not a curated record. Lineage: Eukaryota; Viridiplantae; Streptophyta; Magnoliopsida; Asterales; Asteraceae.
ACUCAGCACUCAUCCAUCAUCAAAAGCCAACACUCUCUAACUGCAUCCUCCAAAUUCCACCACCAUGGAAUCCCAAACCCUACCGGAAAACCCACCACCACCACCAAUAGCCGUUGACUACAGCUCCAAUGUAGACACCUCCCGUGCUUUCAGUUCAGUGAAAGAAGCCGUGGCCAUCUUCGGAGAGAAGUUUCUCACCGGAGAAAUCUUCUUACCAUCUCCUAAACCUCCAUUCACCUUACCAAAACAAGAAACACCAUCAUGGAAAUCCACACAUAGCACUCAAACUUCAUGGAAAUCAUGCUCGUCGUCUUCCAGAGAAAUCGAAGAAGAGCCGCCGCCGCCGCCGCCGGUGCCAGUGCUUGUUACCUCCCUGAAAAAGCUUGAGUCGGAACUUGAAGAAACGAAGAAAGAGUUGAAGUUACUGAAAGAGAAAGAGUCUGAGACCGAGGUGGCUUUGGCUUCUUUAAACGCUGAGCUCCAAAAGAACAUGUCAAAGAUCGCAAAAGCUGAAAAGGUAGUGGAGCAGAGCUCAAUGUCAGGCUUGACCCCGGUGGUAAGUAGUGGUGGAGGGAGGAAGAUGACGGAGAGGAAAGUGGUGAAGAAGAAACCGAUAAUUCCUCUUCUGGGAGACUUGUUUUCAAAGAAAAAAGGGAAAUCAAAUUCUUCUAUGCUAAAUCCACUGUAUACAUCUUCUCAGAUGCACUGGAAUUGAAAACUUGAGGCGUUAUAAGUUUCUUGCAUGCAUGUAUGCAUUGGUCUAUGAAUAUUCAUUGCAAUCAUUAUAUUUGUAACAUUUAGUGUGAUUUAAAUUGCUAUUACUAGUUAAUUUC